AUGUGCGAUCAGCUUCAAACUGAUUGUCAUCGAUUAGAGAGCCAAAAGGCCAAUCUUGAUAAACUUAUUCAAGACAAGUCGAAAAUUCUGGAUGAGAAGGACAAUAAAAUCACUCGGUUAAACUACGAGAUACGAGCACAAAAACAAAUAGCUCAAGGUGCUGAUCAAAGAGAAUCGCGAUGGACAGCGCAUACGCACCAAAUGGAAGAUAAAUUUGAUGAAUUGUUAGAAGGCUUUGAUAGAAUGACAAAUGCUGCUAUGGAAUUCGAUACAGAUCGUAUGCGAUAUGAUCGUAAAAUAGACGAGUUGAACAAGCAUGUUUCUCAUCUCGAAAUAGAACUGAUUGAAGAGAAAAUAAAAAGGAUAGGGUUUAGUCACGGUGAGCCUCCAACAACUCAAUUACUUCGUAAAGAAUUUCGACAGUUAGUAGCAGAUAUCAAGAAAGCACAUCAGAUUCGCAUGGAGCAAGAAGCAGAAGAAAUUAGAAGACUACAGAUUCAGCUUGAAGAAAUGCAUAAUACCAACCAUACGAAUGCUGCCUACAAAUACCAACAGAGCAUGGCUACUCAAACUGACUAA
Molecule: messenger RNA, 579 nt
Organism: Gilbertella persicaria
Lineage: Eukaryota; Fungi; Mucoromycota; Mucoromycetes; Mucorales; Choanephoraceae
Exons: 2
Coding region: 1-579 (192 amino acids)
Source: RefSeq, a predicted model, not a curated record